This is a messenger RNA of Carica papaya (papaya), 1339 nucleotides long. NCBI's taxonomy places the organism in Eukaryota, Viridiplantae, Streptophyta, Magnoliopsida, Brassicales, Caricaceae. The record is from RefSeq and is a predicted model, not a curated record.
UUCGAGAUUUCGAUGAUAAGUCUACAGAGGCGGUGGCUGUGACUUAUACGACGUCGCAGCAAAGCUAUUCUGCGUUGCCGCCUCAUUACCCGAAGCAGAGUUCCUCUGCUAUGGAUUCCUCGUAUGAGUUGCUGGCAAUGGAUCACCAGUCACAAGGGAAAUCGAUUAGUUCGAAUCUUAUCAGGCAGAGUAGCUCGCCUGCUGGACUUUUCGCGAAUCUUUCGGCUCAAAAUGGCUAUGCCACCAUGAAAAGUGUUGGCAGCUAUGGUGGAGUCAAUGGUACAGAUGGAGGAGGGUUAAGCCCAUCAAACAGACUGAAAAGUCUUUAUAGCUUCUCAUCAAGACUUCCAUCGUCUGCCAUGUUAUCACAAAUAUCUGAAAUUGGGAGCGAAAGCAUUGGGGCAAAUGGCCAUGAUGAUGGGAAACUUGGGAAUGGAACUGGUGAUGCUCGAUUUUAUAAUCCUGGAUUCCCAUCUGGAGGUUGGCACAAUUCGUUGAGUUUCACCGAGAACUUUUCUGGUUUGAAACAAGAAAAUGAUAAUGAUGGGAAGUUAUAUUCUGGUUCUCAGGAUGGAGAGUCUGGAAAUCGAAUACACAUGUUAUCCCAUAGCUUGAGUUUGCCCAAGGCUUCAACGGAGAUGGUUAUCGAGAAGUUUCUCCAAUUUCAAGAUUCCGUUCCUUGUAAAAUUAGAGCCAAACGUGGUUGUGCCACUCAUCCUCGAAGUAUUGCUGAAAGGGUGAGAAGAACGAGAAUCAGUGAACGGAUGAGGAAACUACAAGAGCUAGUUCCGAAUAUGGACAAGCAAACAAGCACGGCAGACAUGCUAGAUUUGGCAGUAGAGUACAUUAAAGAUCUUCAGAAACAGUUUAAGACUCUUAGCGAUAACCGGGCUAAUUGCAAGUGUUUAAACACUCAGAAGCCAAUUCCAAAUCAAAUCAUUUGAUUUACUACUGUACAGAAGACUGCAGGAACUACGGAGUUAAGUCAAUAGAAUUUUGAUCUUCUUCCCUUUUUAGAUCUUUUCUUUUCCCGGUUCCGAAAUGCCAUGAAGAACAUAUAAAAGGAGGUAAAGAUCUUUUCUUUAAAGCGGGCAUCAUGUGAGGUGGGGGAAAAGAAAAGAAAGCUUGUUGAAUUUCCACCACAAGAUUCAGAUCCUGUAAGCUAACAGAACAAACCUUCCCAUUACUAGAUAUAUGGAAUAAAGGGGAAAAAAAAAAAGUUGUAUAGGACUUGUUUUUGGAAUAGUUGAUUGCCAUUACUAAUCUGUGAUUUCCUUCCCUUUUCUCUACUUUAUGAUAUUCUUUUGGAACUCUGCAAGGGAGAUUGAUUUGAGAAUCA